Messenger RNA from Plutella xylostella (diamondback moth), 5016 nucleotides. RefSeq lists its product as uncharacterized. Lineage: Eukaryota; Metazoa; Arthropoda; Insecta; Lepidoptera; Plutellidae. The record is from RefSeq and is a predicted model, not a curated record.
CCCCAUUAGCACAUCACUAGUAAUUUCGGAUAAUCGUUGAUUUCUGCGACUGCGUUGAAAUAUUUAUCGAGAAUUUCUAUUUUACUGUGCUGCAACGCAUUAAAAGUGAAAUCUAUUCCAAUUUAAUCUAAAACUAAUCGAAAUGGCAGACAAAAAAGUGACGCCUCCCCUGGGUGCCUACCCCCAGCCGCAGCCGCCGCAAGGGCCGUUCUUGCCGGCUCCUCCGCAACACGCCGCGCCACAGUACAGCGGUGAGUAUUACAAAAUGGGCGGUGGAUCCCCGUAUGGAGUGACAUUCGGAGGCGCAGGCGCAGGCGGUGGCAUGUAUGCUCCUCCCCCCUACGACCAACUGCAGCACCACCAGACCAUACCGGCUCUUAGUCAACAGCUGCCUCAACUAUCACAGCAGAUGUACUCUCCGGCGGCGGCCAUGUACGCGGCGGCGACGUACCCGGGGUACAUUGGGUACCCGGUGCAGUACUACCCGUACUACCCCACCGUGCAGCCGUCCAUACAGCCGCUGCGUCCCACUAUCAUGAUUCCGAACGGGUUUGAAGGUGGCGCUCGGUUUGACGGCAUCUCGCAGCCGCUGCUGCCGCCGGCACCGGCCGCCGUGCCGCCCUCGCCCGCGCAACUCGCCGCCAUGGCCACGCAUCAAGUGCUGUGGCGUUAAGCGCAUACGCUCAUCAACUACCUAAGAAGGCGACAGCGGGCACCACACAAGUCAUACAACACACAACAACACCAUACAACCCAUACAGACGGGUGCCGUGAGUAAUCACAACCUAUAAGAGUUUCGUGCAGAUGUAUUUAUAGUACUAUAUUAUACUCGACUGCAGUGCGCACCACCAAUCUUUGGUUUACAAAUAUAAUGGGUCUAGGUCUCUCUGUAGGCAUGCCAAAAGUUAAAAUAAUAUAUUGGUUUCAUAACUAUUUCUUUGAUACUGUAUAUGAAUCAUAUAGGACCUAGGACAGUGCCUUGCGGAACACCUGGAAAUUUUGGCUACUUGUAAAUCUGUGAAAGUUCUAACUACCUGAUCAUCCUGCAUUGAAUAAACCUAAAAACCUUGACUAGUGGGGUGCACUGCAAGUAACAUUAGUUAGUCAAAAAGUCAAUAUUUUGCUAUUCGAAUGUUAUGUAUGAUCGUACAUACACUAUGUGUGAUACUUGUAUUGUAGGUGUCUAUGUACAGUCGACAGAUUGAAAUAUGAUGGCUUUUCGGUGUAACAUAUCCUUUAUUGAUGAAUAUUAGUCUUUGGUAACUUGAACUAAAAUUGCGUCUCUCACUUAUGACUUAUAAAAACUUCCAUGAAAGAAAUAAUGAACUAAAAAUAUGUAUUUAAAUCAUCAUGUUCUCAUUUAAUGUUUUUAAAGCACAGUUCAGAUGCAAAAAAAAACAAACUAAUUCCUUAUAAUUUAGCACAAAUCUUAUUAAAUUCAAUGUUUUUAACAUUAUUAUUUGAUGAAUUAUCGAAAUUCUAGUUUUUAUUUACAACUAACUAGCUACUUUAAACUUUAUUUACUAUCUUAAUGUGUUAUUUUUAGUUGGCAGUAAAAAUAAACUAGAUUUUCUUAGCUAAUAGGCCAAUAUGAAAUUUUAAACUUAAUAGAUCUGAGAAAAUGUAGCAUCUUAAUAAACCUAGUUGCCAUUGUUAUUUUUUUUAGAUAAAAUUUAUGUUAUUCAACCAAAACAUAGAUAAGAUUAUAUCCAUUAAAUAUACACCAUAAUAACAAUAUAACUAAAGGAUAAUAGUAUCCAAAAUAAUGCUGAUACGCAGGAUAUAAUAAAUUAACAACAUAAGAUAAUCUGUGUAUCUUUGUAUCGUUCAGUAUCUCGAAUCACAGAUUAUAAUGAUAAAAUCUACGUUUGAAAUACUCUCGGGCCGUAUCUCAAAUGUAUUCAGUAAACUUUAUUAAUCUGAAAGGGAAACCGAACGAAAUAUACUUCAACAUCAGACUGUAUUAUUUUAGCUAUGGAAUUAUUUUGUUUCUUUCACUCGUGUCGUUUUGUCAACUUCUGUGACAGAGACGAAAGAACUUCAAUGCUAAAUAUGCAAUUCCUUUAAAAAAAUACGGGGUAUGUAUGUGAAAUUCGCGACUUUUUAAUCUCUUUGGCAACAAUUACCCAGUCAAGAUAGAAUCUGGAAAUCCUCUGUCGCCUAAGGGUGCCCGAUAAUGUACUUUGACUGUGAUGUGACUUCGAGUUUUUGUAUUUGCAAACACGUAAUAGACACAAUCAAAAUUAAAUAUACAAGUCAACAGUCAUUGGAAUCAUCAUUCUAAUCAAACACCAGUAAGUCAUUGGUUAACCUUUGUGUCAAUCAUCUGUUUCAUUGGUUAAGAGUUGUAAAGGCUUAUGUUAUUGAGAUGGGCAACUUUAUGAAAUUUAAAAUAUUCGGUAACUGCAAAUACAAAAACGUCGAUGUAAGCAAAGCAAGUGUCCACUUGCGAUACAUACUUGUAGUAUUAAUAUGGUGUGUGGAUGGUGUAUCUCGAUGAUGUGCUUUUUGUGUUGAGUGUGCCGUAUCGUUCAGAAGUUGAAAAUUUAUUCUCAUUUGGUCUUACGAGUGAUGGAAUAGAUGUCUGGUGUACUGUGUACAUACUGGAGCAAUCUAAUCUGAUCUCAAAGAGCCAAUAUGGUCGAUAAUAAUAGCCAAGGAGACUGUUGUUAUUGUAUUGAUGUCAUCAACUACUGUUGUGUCACUCACUACAGAUUUUUUUUUAUAACAUUAUGUUUUAUAAUUACAAUUUUAAAUUUUCGUAACAUUUCAACGGCAUAAAUUCCUUCUGAAUCUACCGCGUCUCGAAUAUCAAAAAAGUUAGUACAGUCAGCACAAAAAACACGUGGUUCUUUAGUUUUAUAGAUGAAUAAAUAUAACCGCAUAGGGUUGUGUGCGUGAGAGCUGUUUCAUUGUUCAUUUGAUAUUGUGCAUUUCGAGCUCAGGCUCUAAGAUAUAAACAUGUGCUGAAUGGUUGAAUGGUAUAUCUAGACGAUGUAUUUCGUGUAUUCUUGACCUUUUGCGCCCCACGUGGAUUCAAUAGAUCUUCUGUUGUGUCUUAUUUGUAGGGAUUCAAUCGGUUAAGACAGCGACAAGGAAUAUAAUAUACUUUCAAAUACUUUUUCCUAAUAAAAAUGUAUACAUUCUUAACGUAUCUUAAGAGAGGCAAGUACACUGUAGAUUGGAUAAAGUAUUAUGUUUAAAAAGGUAUUGAUUACCAAAGUAAUGAUGUCGUAUGUCUCUUGAAUAGGGCAUUGGAUUGAGGAGUUGAGCAUUCUUGCCAAAAAGAGUAAACAAGAAUUGAACGUUUGAAUAUACUGAAGUGCAGUGUAUUUUUUAUCAAAUUUAAUAUUGAUAAAAAAACUUUAAAAACAAUUGUUUAAGAAAAUGAAUCUCAGUAUUGAAAUUUUUCUUUGAGUAGUAUCAAAAGAAAAUUUAUUAUAUAAAAAAAAUGAAAUAGAUUAGUACAAAAGCCAGAACACGAAAUUAUUGUUCGUAUUUGCGUUUUUUUUAAAUGAAAUUAACUGUCAUAGUGACAUAUUUUUCUGUUACUAGCUUUUUUGUUGGAUUUUGACCCCAUUCUAUGGGUCUACGUAUUGUUGCAAGAAAAGGUAUAUAUUCUUUAUGUUACAUGACGUUUUGUUAAAAAUAUGGGGGAGGGGGGACAAAAAAAACUUAUAAGAGAAGGUUUACAUGUUCCAUUAUGAAUGUAUAACGUCUGGGGAUGGUUAACCUCUUUUAUAUAUUGCCUUAAAAUAUAUGUAUUGUAUGUAUGUGUAUUAAAAAUAUUGUUCUUUUGUACUAGUUGAACAAAAAAAAAAGAUUUUGUAAAAUCGCAUUUUGUUUUGUUAAUAAAUCAUGUAAUUUUAGUUGGGAAUAAAAUAAUUUGCCUGGAAACAAAUUUAAGAAAAUGUGAAAACAAAACGCUGGUUCAAAAUCGAAGCCUCUUACGAUCCCACAUGCUAUAGGGAGGGACCACAGAGUAAUACUGUUCAACCAAGGAUUAAUUGGGGGUAAAUAUGGGAUAUACCAUCAAUAUCUAGCACACUUACUAAGCCGGUCGGGUCCAUAUCUAUAUCAUUUCGGUAUAUCAGACAUGUUUGGACCCAAAUAUUCCAAUGAUACGAUACGAGAUUUGAUACAUGGAAAGGAUACACAUGUGAACCUAUCAUAAUGUGUUUUCAAGUUGCUACCCUGUUUUUCUUUGUAAGAGAAAAUAUAUUUUGUCAGUCUCACAUGAAAUGAUUCUAUUCAGAAGGCCUAGCACGGGGCCCAAGUUGCGUCCCAUGCUAGACUAGCUGCUUACCAACUUCCAUCUUAGUUUUCUCAGCAUGUGAUUCUGAUAAAAUAUAUUAUCUCACGUCAAAAUUGCAACUUUGUUACGUACAAAAAUUAUGAGCACCUUUGUUGAAAAAAAAGUAUUACGUUUUAGAAUUAAUAUGCAAUGCUCGUGAGUCUCUAAAAAUGGUCUGAAAAAAAGUGGAGCCCCCUUACUUAAGAAUUAAUAAACCAUCUAGAGCUGAAAUGAAAAUAGUGAAUUAAUUCUCGCCUGUUUUAAAAGCCAAAAAUGAUUAUUUUUCUGAGAAUCUCCACUCUUAGGGUGCCUUUCCACCAGUGCUGUGCAGUGUGCACCAAUUAAUGUGAUUGGUAGUUAUCAAUAGCAAUGUAUAGCAUAGUAAAGCUCUGGUGGAAAAGCACCUUACAGUAAAAGUUGCGGGGCCAUGACAGCAUAAAUUUAACACUAUACUUUGUAAAAUAUAGCUUGAGAUGUAUGGAAAAUAACGUUGGCUUUCCUAUGAAAACUAACAAAUGACAAAUACAAUUUAUGGAUUUGACAGCUGUCAUGGGGCUCGUGCUGUAUUAAAAAAGUAUAAUUAUGAUUUCCCACGUCCCAGUAACAUUCAAUAUCAGAUAAGUGUAAGUGAGUUGUGCUCAAUCGUGGUUGGACGGCGGUGAUUCGCGUGCAAUAUAUUUAGCAUAAUUAUUAUUUUGUUUCCAAUAAAAUGUAUUAAAAUC